Messenger RNA from Uncinocarpus reesii 1704, 900 nucleotides. RefSeq lists its product as uncharacterized. The record is from RefSeq and is a predicted model, not a curated record. The transcript has 2 exons. The coding region runs from base 1 to 900 and encodes 299 amino acids. NCBI's taxonomy places the organism in Eukaryota, Fungi, Ascomycota, Eurotiomycetes, Onygenales, Onygenaceae.
AUGUCUGGAGUCGAUGCCGCUAGAUCUUCCACCCCAUCCGUCCCGCCGCCUUCCUAUAGUGAAUCAACGUCCCGACCAACAUCUCGCGAGUCCUUGCGUCCAAUAUCCUCCCAGAUAUCCAAUUUUACAAGUGAUGGCCCUAGAUCUCGCCCGCCGUCUAUUGCGCCCCCCUCCUACUCGAACUUAACACCUAGCGCAGCAUUGCACGAACCCGCCCACUCGAUAUCCUCCCAAAUAUCGAAUCUUACGAUUGACAGGACUUUUAUUAACCCGGUCACCGGCUCCUCACCCUCUGAGGUAUAUCCAUCCUAUCAGCUUUCCCACGAACUCGAUGCCGGGUACGGCACUAUCGAAGUAUCGCGCAUCACCCCCUUUACAGAAUCCAGUGCAGAAAGGCGAAACAAGCACAUCUAUUCAUUCACCCAAUACGUCUUUUCUACUACGGUCGAAAUCGUCGGGAAGCGUCGCAGCACACUUCGUGGCACGAUUUAUCUCCGAUUAACCCACUCAUUGCUGAAGCAGAGUUGGGAGAUAUCUCAUCACAAUCCCACGACUGACAAGACCACAGUAUUGUUUCGUACUCGACCAGUGAGAAAUUUACACAAGGAGGAGAAGCUGCAGUGGGAAGAUGGGAGGAGGGAGCUUGUGGCAGUGGAGUCCCAGUCGAGCCCUGAAAGUCCGGGCUGCAAGCCAGGCCUACAUGUGGUGAAAGAGUUGGGUGACCAGAUGGUAGAUGUGUUGGUGACCGGGUGGUGUGCAAAAAUCUGGGUUGGUUGGCAGAUGGUGAUUGCGGAAACUAGAGAAAAAGAGUUGGACUCUUUCCGUCGAAAACUUGCAUAUGGUGGUAAUAUAUUCUCGGUCCGUGAUUUGAAUCCCGGAUCCAACCUCUGGUCCCAAUAA